UUCAAAGAGCUUCUCUCUGCCCCGCCGCAAUAAAGGCAGAUAGCGGACCAUGGGGAGCAGGGGAAAACUUUUUAUACUGACAUGUUAACGCCAUGACUUUUGAGUAACAUCUAAGUGGGACGAGGCUCCCGGCGUGAGGAGGACAGGGCCUUUUACAGAAAGAAGAAGAAGAAAAGGGAACACUUGCCAUCAGUUUGGGGACGGGGACGGGAAAAAAGCAAGAUUUGAGACGAGUCCAGCAAAAAAGAAAAAAAAGAAGCGGUGGAAAUCCAGUUUGGACAUUUGAAUGGAAAGAUGAGCUUGCUGUCUGCCAUAGACACGAGUGCCUCCGUGUACCAGCCGGCUCAACUUCUCAACUGGGUCUAUCUCUCCUUACAAGACCCCCACCAGACCAGCGCCUUUGACGCGUUCAGACCCGAACCCAACUCUUCCCACCCGGAUCUCAAUUUCAGCAAGACUCCCGCAGCGGCGGAUUUGAGCUCUUCCCUGAACUCCAACUAUCUCAACAACUUCUUCCAGCUGCAGCGAAAUGAGGCCUUAAACAACAACGUGUAUAAGAACGUGUCUCCCUAUGGUUCCCUGAACAAUAUUGUGGACGGACUCAACUCCCUGACGGACCAUUUCUCAGACCUUUCCCUCUCUUCUGAAACAAGAAAACCGAACAAAAGACCCCCACCCAACUACUUGUGCCACCUGUGCUUCAACAAGGGCCACUAUAUCAAAGACUGCCCUCAGGCCAGACCCAAAGGUGAAGGACUGACACCCUACCAAGGGAAGAAGAGAUGCUUUGGAGAGUACAAGUGCCCUAAGUGUAAGAGGAAGUGGAUGAGUGGCAACUCCUGGGCUAACAUGGGACAAGAAUGUAUCAAAUGCCACAUCAACGUCUAUCCACACAAACAGCGACCUUUAGAGAAGCCAGAUGGCCUGGAUGUGUCUGACCAGAGUAAGGAGCACCCCCAACACCUGUGCGAGAAGUGUAAAGUCCUUGGCUACUACUGCCGCCGUGUGCAAUAAAUAUUCAUCAUUAUUCAGUGGCAGAGAGGAGCCGCUCCAUCCCAAACCCUGUUUUUUUUAAUCCGCCAUUGAGACAUUAUACAUCCUCCCUUCCCGGUCCACAUCCAGAUUUCCCUCAACACGACAUGGCACCCUUUCUUCUUCACGUCUUCCUCCCAGUGUCUCGGAAACAUCUAAUGUAGACAUUCGGUCUAAUCCUCCCAAAUCUCCUGAUGCCUUCCUUUAUUACCACAUCAAUUAAUUCUGCUCCCUCUCCUCAGCCACUUGUGGAGCAUAGACUUUAGUCAUUCUUCUCCUCUUUCAGUGACAGUACAUCCAAGAAUAUGUUUGAGGGUCACCCUCUAUCUCUUGAAGUGCUCUUCAAAACAGCAAAAAAAAAAAAAAGGCCAAAAUGAUUGACUUUUUAUGCCUUGUGUAUCAGAACCACACGAUUAAUUUACUCAAUACUCAAUGUUUAACAACAGAAAAUUAUUAUAUUGAUGAUUUAGCACCAGGGUUGUAUUUCCUUGGCAUCACUGACAGUAUUUGUCUCAAUAGAUUACCUCACCUUGGGGUUUGUUGGCUUUGUGUUUACAGAGAUCUGCUUUCCAUUUCCCUGCCAAGCGAAGUGUGUGGAGAUGUGACGAACGUUUAACCGGGGCCUCUCAUGAUGGCAUAAUGUAUACGAGGCCUUUGAUGUCUUGCCUUAUUAGGGUCAGCAGCACAUCUUAUUAACUGUGAAUUAACCGAGGGAUAAUGUGCCAUGCAUCCCUAGCUUACAUUUGGCCUAUUUAUUUUCUUGUUGUCUCGUGUGCAAUUUGAAUUUUAACUGGGACAUAAAGAGACAUUUUUGUAUGUUUGUAUAUCGCAUUAUUGUGUAACUGCUUCCACUUGUCUUUAGAAACUACUGUAGGUUCAGUUGUAUAAAAUGCUCCUUGGGCUAGAUUUAGUGCAUUGCUAAUAGGUAACGCUUCAUUUAUCCUAUUCCUAUUUUUGUUGUUGUUCUUGUCGUUCUUGCCUCUCAUAUAUUUGUUAGUGUUGGAAAAAAUAGACACUAGAUAGGCAGAAGAAGCUGUGGGGAAAAAUGGUUCAGUAAUUGUUGGCAGUCACAUAUUUUCCUUGUUUCAAAACUAUUGAUAAAAUGCUUGCCACAGCUUGUUUAGCAUUGAUAAACAUGAUUUUGGACCCUAAACUGUUCACAUAAAUCCUGAAUAGAUUUUAACCACAAGAUAGCAAAAUACAAAAGGAGCUGUUUGCUUGACAGAGAUUCAGAGAGACUUUUUUAUCCAAGUUUUAGUGCCAGUUGAUGUCUGGCAGCCUCAGUGGAGUCGGUGAAGCAAGAUGGAAAACUUUCCAAGGGCUUGCACACUGAAGAAACUAUGUCCAACAGCUAAUUGCAGCGUAGAGUGCCUAAAGGGAGGUGAAGCUUUGGAGAACUUUGCUUUUCAGGUUUGUCGAGAGACAGAAAGGUGGUUUGUGAUAUGUUGAUGCUGAAAAUUCAUGGCUGUAUUGAAAUUUAUGGUGAGUUAAGUUUACAUUCGUUUUUAUGGGGCCUUAUAUCAUAAACCAUAUCUUUAAAGUGGAACUAUUAUGUAUUUUUUUCUCAUUUCUUGUUAUACAUAUAUACAUCCAGGCAUCCCUGAAAAAGAGAAUUUUCCGGGUUAGCAAGCUAGUUUCCACCUAAAGACGAUAUGCCAUGUUCUGACUAAAGUAUUUCUAAAGAACAAGCACAACAUUUGACAUAAACACAGAUGUAAAACAAAAAAGCAGUGACAUUUGGAGUAUCAUUGAGUAAUAAUUUGGAUUAUUGAAGUUAGGCUAGCAGAAGAUGCUAAAAAUAUGCUACCUGGUGGCUAGCUUUAGAGCUAGCUAUUAGCUUAAGCUAAUAUAAACACUUUGCUAACAAAAAAUGUAAGAAUUGAGUUAAAUUGUUCAUGCCGUUCAGCUGGGAGAAAUAAAUCCAUUACAGAGCAGGAAGAAAAUGCUAAAAACCAGAUCAAAUUUCAGCCAAAAGAGCAUCUUAGAUUAGCACAACCGCUACAUUAAUAUGUGACUGUAUGGUUUGAUUACUGGCUGUAAAAAAGUCCUGAUCCUAAGCCCAAGGUCCACACUGAAAUCUUGGUGUGAUUCUUUUGUGAAUCCUUUAAAUAUUUGGUGUUCGGGGCAAAGUAUUACAACACAUUAAAAAGAUGACAACCUCAACCAGUGCAGUAGGAGCUUGGACCAGGAAACAGGGCUGAUCCUAAAUGAGCUAAAAUGUCAUUUUUAAGAUCGUAGGGCACCCCUGAGAAAUAUUUAUUAUUUUAAACCUAAACACACAAAAGUACAUCACUGUAGCCCACAAAUAAAAACACUCAUCUGGAAAUGAGCAUAAUAGAGCCACUUUAAAGGAAAAGGAAUACCCACUGUGGUUCCAUAUAUCACUAUGCAGAUGUGAAGCACUAAAGAGGAAACUAUUCUAGUUAUCAUUUAUGGAAAUCUGCUUUUCAAGGAUCCUUGGUAUAGGAAUUGUGAACUGUUUUAUAUGUACUGUAUUUCUAGCCUUACAAAAACUGGCUGACAAUAUUUUAUACUAUAACAUACUGUAUGUGCCUUAAAACGAUUGUGUCAAGGCUAAGAGGCCAUUUGAAGUUUCAAAGAUUUGUGGCGAGAGACUCAGAGGUGGAGCAGUAUUAUGUGCAUGUGGUUAACUGUGAUGCAGAGUAAGUUUGUUGUAGGUUCAAGAUGUGACACAGGACAGAAAAACGAUAAAGCUCCGCUAUUAGCGGUUGAACUGGCAUAGUGGGUGUUCGAUUCAUGUUGGAGGCACAGGCUGAAACAGCAUUUCCAGCUGGCAAAAACAAUCUUACUGUGGUCUGUUGUCAUGGAAUAUCAACAGAGAUGUUAUUUCUUAGUCGAUCCUCACAACAGAAUGAAGUUGACACAAACUGUGGACCUCACUCAUUGUUAUUUUUAUCUGUUAUCAUUAUGUUUUUUCAAGGAAACCGUGGGUUUUGUGAAAAAACACACAUUGUUACUUGCUUUAGUGGAAAUGGAUGAUAUUGGUGCAUUACACUGUUGGGAAAUUUAACUAAAUUCCAUCCGUUGAUUUAAAAGGGCACUCCAGUGAUUUACUAUUCCAGCUUCACCAGUUGGGAGGCCUGCAGGAGACACUAAAUAACAGUGCAUGCAGCAGUGGAUGAAAUAUCUUUACUUUCAGUUUGGCUCAAGCUCCAAAAAUGCAUCGACUAUUAUGCAACUCAGUAGCCUUUUAAAGUAAGCUCCAUAGACUGUAUAUAAACAAUGGAUUUCAAAAGCAGCAUCAGUGUUAAGACAUCUUAAAUUUACAUUCUUUGUAAUGGCCAAUAAAGGAUCGACUUCUGUGGUUGUAAAUGGACUUGAAGUCCAAAAGCACUUUUUACCACAAACCUCAUUCACCCAAUCAAACACAAAGCACUUUUACUGUUACUGUAGGCUCUGUAUAAUACUUACGUACACACUCACACUCCGAUGAAUGCAUCGGGAGCAACUUGAGCUUCAGUACCUUGCCAAAGGAUUCUUCGGCAUGCAGAUUAAAGGAGCCAGGGAUCCAUUUGGUAGAUGACCUGCUCUACCUCCUAAACCACAACCAGAGAAAAUGAUCCACCAGCUCACUUUGAGUAUUGAGGUUUAUUUGUAUUUCCCAGCUGGUUGCUGGCAGUUGCUGGGAUAUUAUUGCUAAAGUCUGAAUUGUGGAGAUGUACAGAUCAGUCAGUGACCCCCUGGCAACCACCUGUUGCUAAGAAUCCUGUAUUCCCCAGCUGAUUAGCAAAAACCUCCUCCAAAAAAAAUGGAGGCUUGCCUUCAAAGUUGCACAUUUUCAAACAUGCUAGCUCUCCCUGGCAACCACUAGGGACUCCCUGGCCCCUACUCGUCGCCAAGGGGUCCCCACAUUUUUCUUUGGCAGUCGCUGAGGAAAAAUGUGUAUUUCACAACUGGUUGGUAAAAAACCCAUUUAUAUACCUUUGGUCACUAGCAGAUGAUCACAGUUACUCUUAGUUUGCAUGGAAUGAGCUGACUUGUCCACAAACACUGGCCAGCUAAUCUCCGUGGGGAAGUGACACAAACUGGAAACAGAAUGUUUUCCUUAAAAGUAGAAGUUGUGUCUUCUGCUUUUAGUUUGCAAGUGAAUGUUUUCUGUUUCUAGUUUGCAUCAGUGUUUGCAGAAAAGGAAGGCGUUGGCUUUCACGCAAACAAUCUGCUAGUGACCAACGCGAUUGCGAGGUGGUUUCUGGUGCAGUGCCCUCUUUGCAACCAGUUUUACUCAGCCACAGGAACCACUUGUCAACUAGGCAGGAAAUAUACAUUUUUCUCACAUGAAUGUUGGUUGUAUCACAAUUACUUCUCAAUCACUGGUUUCAAGUCUUAUUUAAUACAGUGUGAUUUUUUUUUUUAAAUAUGGCCCAUCUUUCAAAUUCACUUGAUGAACAAGUUGGCCAAAAUACUCAACUCGUAGCUUCAGAAUCAAAGUCCAAAAAACCUUGAAGUGUCCAAGUCCAUCUUCUAUAUACAGUCUAUGCUAGACUCCCCAGCCUACUAAAUGCUGACAAUAAAACUCCUCAGUUUUUAACACAAGCCUUGUGAUUUUUUCACAAUGACAAUGACCCUCCACAGCCCCAGAAGAUAUCACAGUAGCUAAAGGGCAAAUCUGUGGAGUGUCCCUUUGAAGGAGUAACUGAAAACACUUUGUUGCAUUUAAAGUAAAGACCCAGUUUUUAUGAAAGAUUCACCACUGUUGGGAACAACCCAUUUUUCUUCUUAUUAAUGUCUGUUUUUGUUCUAUGUAAUGACACUAGGCUAACAGGUCUCCCAUAACCUUAUUUUCCACAUUAGACCAUGUGGCUGUAGUGAAAGGAAUACAUACCAAUGAUGCCUUAUGAACUAACCUCAUAAAGAAAUAACAUUAUUAGUUAUUGUGAAUCACGUUAAUGUUGAUAAAUCCUGUCAGAGAGUUCGAUUCCGCCCAGAGACAUGUUAUGAGGAGGUCAUUUAAAAUGGCAACUCAAGAGCCAAUGGAAGCAGCUGAUACAUUUUAAAAGAAAAAAAAGAAAGAGAAAUCUCUGCUUUCAGACGUAGUGUCUUGAAUUACAUAUACUUGACUUUUCUAGUACCUUUUCAGUUCAAAAUUGUUAUUUUCUAUGAAUGAGAUGUGUAUUUUGGAACUCUUAAUAGAUGUUGAAAAUUUUAAAGCAAUCUGCAAAAAAUCAAGAGUUAUUUCCCUGACAAAGAUCGACUGUUUUAUGUAUAUAUUUGAUGGCCAUCGUUUUCAAUGAUAGUAGCUCUUUUGAAGUGUUGAAGCAAUAUCAAAGCUUUUUCUCUUUCCGGCGUGAAGAAGGGCCUAUUGCUGAGAAAUAAUCAAAGCUGGGAGUUGUUGUUUUUUUUUUUCUUCUUCUUUAUGUUUUACAAUAAUCUGAAGGGUUAUCCUGCAGAAAUAUUUAUGGAAAGACUUUUUACAACACUUUUUGUAUAGAAUAUGCAACAAAGUUACACUAAGAAGGAAAUAUUGAUGUCUACAUAGAAUAUUAUUAAAAAGAAAAAAAAGCUGGUACAUAAUUAAUAACCUUUCUCAAUUAUAAGCCAUUGUAUUUUUUUUCCCUGUGUGUGUGUUUUUGAUUUAUUGAUGUUAUCAGUGUUGAAUAACCCAUUAUUCAGUUGCUAUGUGACUAAUUAUGAGCUGCCAUAUGCAUCCAUACAGCCACGUGUAUUCAUUUUGUAAACGAUAUUAUGAAAAUAUAAUGUGUUAACAUGCAGAAAAGUCUGUUUUUCUUAAUUAGUGACGGAUACUCACCACUGUAUAAACGCAUUAAACUGUGAGAUGUAGUUUGGUUAAAGCAGCGAUGACAAGAAACUAUUAUAAAAUGUUAUAUUAGUAGUGUAGCGAGUGUAUACUUCUGUCAAGGAAGCGUGUGUGACAAAGAACUAUUUUAGAGUUUGCAUGUGCAUGUGUUUUGGUUUUGAAUGAAAUAUCCCCUUUUUUGUGCAAUGUAUACCUAUUUAAAUACCUUACAGUAGUUUGCUAAAGUAAAUAUUGUUUUUAACAUUAUCAGCAACGUCUGAUUGUUAUUAGUCCUCAUUUACCGGAAAUGUAGCCUCUGCAGAUAAUACAUAUUUACUGAAUGUAAUGUGUUAACACUUAAGUGGUCGAGUUGGAGAGUCUCGUUUGUAUUCUUUACUGUCUGUAUCACUUGAGAUGUUUGUCAUGCAGUAUUGCAAUAAUGUAAUAUUUGAUUUGGACAGAACGCAGGCGUGCGGUCGGGAAAGACAAUGAUUAUGGGAAGCAAGGACAGUCGUGGGCUCGAGAGUCGACCACAGGUCUGUUUUUCAUGUCCAUGAAAACGGCAUUCCAAAAUGUGCCUUAUUUGUUAGUUGGGAAAACAUUUUAGUGCUGUUCAGAGUUUGAUGAAUAAAAGUCACAUUGAAUUAAA
This is a messenger RNA of Oreochromis aureus, 7436 nucleotides long. It is a transcript of the gene zcchc24, whose product is annotated as zinc finger, CCHC domain containing 24. The record is from RefSeq and is a predicted model, not a curated record. NCBI's taxonomy places the organism in Eukaryota, Metazoa, Chordata, Actinopteri, Cichliformes, Cichlidae. The coding region runs from base 295 to 1014 and encodes 239 amino acids. Gene Ontology annotation, molecular function: nucleic acid binding; zinc ion binding. The transcript is spliced from 4 exons.